Molecule: messenger RNA, 1381 nt
Organism: Aegilops tauschii subsp. strangulata
Lineage: Eukaryota; Viridiplantae; Streptophyta; Magnoliopsida; Poales; Poaceae
Product: transcription termination factor MTERF8, chloroplastic
Biological process (GO): regulation of DNA-templated transcription
Molecular function (GO): double-stranded DNA binding
Source: RefSeq, a predicted model, not a curated record
UGCCGCCACCGCCGCCUGCGCCAUGCUCGGGCUCCGGCUCCGAGAGUGCAUCCUUUCCCAUAUCCUCUCUUCUCCCUCCAAAGCUGCAUUCUCUCCACUCCGCCGCCUCCUCUCCGCCACAGCGGCCCCCGUUUUCCCGAACCCUAUUAGCUUCGCCGUCGAGGACUACCUCGUCGGUACCUGCGGCCUCACCCGUCCCCAAGCCCCCAAGGCCUCGAAGAAGCUCUCCCACCUCAAGUCCCCCACUAAUCCCGACAACGUCCUCGCCUUCCUCGCUGGCCUCGGCCUCUCCGGCGCCGAUGCCGCCGCCAUCGUCGCCAAAGACCCGCAGUUCCUCUGCGCCAGCGUGGACAAAACCCUGUCCCCCGUCGUCGCCGGGCUCACCCGCCUCGGCCUGUCUAGUCCUGAGAUUGGCCGCCUUGUCUCGGUCGUCCACAAACAAUGUCGUUACAGAUCCAUCAUCUCCAAGAUGCAGUACUAUCUGCCCCUCUUCGGCUCCUGCCACAACUUCCUCAGGGCGCUCCAGCGCUCGUCCUACUCCUACCUUCUCUCGUCGGACCUCGAUAAGUUGGUCAAGCCCAAUGUUGCCUUCCUGAGGGAGUGCGGGCUAGGUGCUUGUGAUAUUGCCAAGCUGUGUAUCCGGGAGCCGAGGAUACUGGCAAUUAACCCGGAGCGCGUCCGGGCAAUGGCGGCAUGUGCUGAAAGACUAGGUGUGCGCCGCGGCUCUGGUAUGUUCAGGCUAGCGCUACAGGCUGUCGCGUUUCUCAGCGAGGAGAAGAUUGCCGCCAAAUUGGACUACUUGAAGAAUACUUUCAGGUGGUCUGAUGCCCAAGUGAGCAUUGCUGUGCGCAAGUAUCCAAAUCUGCUGGGGAAGUCAAAGGAAUCUCUGAAGCGCAGGUCCGAGUUCCUGGUCUCUAAGGUGGGGGUGGAACCCGUGUACAUUGCUCAUCGACCGACAUUGCUCUCUUAUAGCAUGGAGGGCCGACUCAGACCCCGGUACUAUGUUAUAAAGUUUCUCAAGGAAAAUGGACUGCUAGAUGGUGACCUGAGCUUCUUUACUGCGGUCAAGAUGACUGAGAAGGUAUUUGUGGAGAAGCUCAUAUGUCCUCACAAGGAAGCCGCACCACACCUCGCUGAAGAUUAUGCAGCAGCUUGCAAAGGGGAAGUACCAACUAAUUUCAGAUUUACAUGAACAAAGAAGGGCUAUGGAAAUUGGUUACAGCCUAUGGCACAACAAAGUUAUCACCCUGUCUGUAAGCUGGUACUUCCUGUUUCGGUGUUCUUUCCCUAAGAUGAUGUUGGUUGUUUACUGUAGUAUGCCUGUUACAUGCUAGUUAGUCAUUGCUAAGUGCUAACUCCUUAUGAAACUGAAAAUUUGAUU